GGAAUGUACGAUGGCGGGGGAUGAUGCACGCGAAGGAAGCGGUGACGGACUCCUCCUGAGGCGCAGGGCCCGCUUGUUGGUCAGCGGCCGUCGUCGCUGGUCGACAACCACGCGAGACCGACGUCGGCAAGGGUCUGGAAAGGGCUGGCCAGGUAUCGGAUACCGGGACCGGCUUUCAGGUGUGCUGGGCCGGCAUGUAUCGUGGACCCCCCUCUCCAUUGAGGACCCUUCGACCCAGAAAAAAAAAAGCCGGAAUGAAUGACUGACUGAACCCCUCCACAUCGCCAGACACGGACCCGGCGAGAUGCUCAAUUGCGGAUUAGAUAACAAGGCUUUCGUAUCGACUGACUGUACCGACGGUAACAAUAUAUUUCGUGCCCCUGCGGAACGAGGACUGUGUUGCCUGCGUAUAAAGCCCCUCGUCUUGUACCUGGAAAACCGACCGGCCGGGCCGCCCGUGACUCACAACGCCCUUGACCCUCGCCAGUGACGACGCUCCAGCUGCUGAGUCGACGCACAAUACAGGUUCCUCCCCAUUGGCCAUGGCGGGCACAGUAAGUACUCACUUCUGAACCCCCCCCCCUCCAAUUCCGUUCACCUCACCUGCACCCCCGGGACGCUCCCGCUCGCGCCAUCUGCAAUCCGCUGACCUCAAUGGCGCCGCAGCGAGCCCUUCACCCGUCGCUCGACGCGGUCCGGUCCAUUGUCGACCAGCCGCACACGGGCCCCGGCAAGAGACCGACUCUCGUCCCCGUGUACCGCCAGAUCUCGUCCGACCUCAUCACCCCGUCCGCCGCCUACCUCAAGAUCUCGGCGCACUCCUCCUCCGACUACUCCUUCCUCUUCGAGUCGGCCGCCACCGAGCAGGUCGGCCGCUACAGCUUCGUCGGCGCCGGCCCGCGCAAGAUCCUCGCCACGGGGCCCGGCUACGGCCCGGAGACGGACCCCCUGCCCGCCCUCGAGGAGGAGCUCGCCCGCCAUGUCGUCGCCCGCGUCCCCGACCUGCAGCUCCCGCCGCUGACGGGCGGCGCCAUCGGCUACGUCGGCUACGACUGCGUCCGCUACUUCGAGCCCAAGACGGCGCGGCCCAUGAAGGACGUGCUCAAGAUCCCCGAGUCGCUCUUCAUGCUCUUCGACACCAUUGUCGCCUUUGACCGCUUCUUCGGCGUCAUCAAGGUCAUCAGCUACGUCAACGUCCCCGAGGACCCCUCCGCCGGGACCCUCGACGAGGCGUACGAAAAGGCCCGCGCCACCGUCGACGAGCUCGUCGAGGUGCUCAACUCGCCCGACGUCGAGGUACCCAAGCAGGACCCCAUAGUCCUCGGCCAGGAGGCCAAGUCCAAUGUCGGCCGCGAGGGCUACGAGGCGCACGUCACCAAACUCAAGGAGCACAUCGUCCGGGGCGACAUCUUCCAGGCCGUCCCGUCGCAGCGGUUUGCCCGCCCCACAAGCCUACACCCCUUCAACAUAUACAGACACCUGCGGACCGUGAACCCGUCUCCGUACCUGUUCUACGUCAACUGCAAGGAUUUCCAGAUCGUCGGUGCCUCCCCGGAGCUGCUCGUCAAGAGCGAGGCCGGUAGGAUCAUCACACACCCCAUCGCGGGCACCGUCAAGCGCGGCAAGACGCCCGAGGAGGACCAGAGGCUCGCCGACGAGCUGAGCAGCUCGCUCAAGGACCGCGCCGAACACGUCAUGCUGGUGGACCUGGCCCGCAACGACAUCAACCGCGUCGGUGACCCCUUUACGGUCCGCGUCGACCGCCUGAUGGUGGUGGAAAAGUUCAGCCACGUCCAGCACCUCGUCUCGCAGGUCUCCGGCGUCCUGCGGCCCGAUAAGACGAGGUUCGACGCCUUCCGCUCCGUCUUCCCUGCCGGCACGGUCUCUGGAGCCCCCAAGGUCCGGGCCAUGGAGCUCAUUGCCGAGCUGGAGAAGGAGAAGCGCGGCAUAUACGCCGGUGCGGUUGGGUACUUUGGUUACGGCAGCGAGGACGAGCAUGGCAACCCAGUAGAGGGCGCCAUGGACACGUGCAUUGCACUGCGCACCAUGAUGACCAAGGAUGGCGUCGCAUAUCUCCAAGCAGGCGGAGGUAUCGUCUUCGAUUCGGACGAGUACGACGAGUGGCAGGAGACCAUCAACAAGCUGGGCGCCAACAUGUCUUGCAUCAAGUCAGCCGAGGAAAUGUACUACCAACAGCAACAGCAGGAGGCUGCCAAGGCUGCCGGGAGGUGACAGCCGAAACAGUUCUAUUGCAUGCCAGGCGUCCUUUGUUGCGAAUAUAAAUCUGUGUGGGUUAGACGGGUUCUGACAUAGAUCUUGACAAUCCAAAUCAAAGUAGUAGGGCAGGAUCUCAACGGGCGAUUAAAUUUCGAUCAUAUAUGAGUAUCAAUUUAAGUCCUGUCUGCUGUCCCUGGCCGAGGUGGAGGGGCUAGCUAACUACUCUGGACCCUGAUUGUGCCUCAACAAGGAGAGCACUCGCGCUAGUUAUUCGUGUCUUCGUGAAUGCGUUGCCGCCGCCGCCGCCGCCAUGCUUAUGCUUGAGCAAUAC
Purpureocillium takamizusanense is the source of this 2548-nucleotide messenger RNA. It is a transcript of the gene TRP2, whose product is annotated as Anthranilate synthase. The record is from RefSeq and is a predicted model, not a curated record. Bases 655 to 2232 code for a protein of 525 amino acids. The transcript is spliced from 2 exons. NCBI's taxonomy places the organism in Eukaryota, Fungi, Ascomycota, Sordariomycetes, Hypocreales, Ophiocordycipitaceae. Gene Ontology annotation, biological process: L-tryptophan biosynthetic process. Gene Ontology annotation, molecular function: anthranilate synthase activity.